UUCACACGCUCUAAAUUUAGUCGCCUUAAAGUCGGACGGGACUCGUGAGAAGAGCUUGAAAAGUUCCAGAAAGCUUUUUGUUCGUUGUUUAUUUGUUGCACACGGUCCAGGUGAAUCCAGACGGAGCAUGGACUUAAUGUGGAUCUGAUCCCUCUCGGUUUCUCUUCAGCUUCGCCUCCAGGAAACAGCAGCAGAAAUGAAAUGGUCUGUUUUACUCCUCAGUCUUUUUGUGUCUCAGUGUCGUGCCGGCUGUUCGGAGGUCGACUCUCUGACUGAGGCCGUCGCAGGAGAAAGUUUCCUCCUGGGCUGCAUCUCCUGUAAGAGGAGAGAGGAGGUUCAGGCCAGAGCCUCCGUGCACUGGUUCUUCAGACCAGAGGGGGAGGAGGACUUCAAACACAUUUUCCGCUACGACCACCCGACCUCCGUGAUCCUCCACAGCGAUUUCAGCGGCCGCCUCGAGUGGCAGGGGACGCUGAGCUCCGACAUCCAGACCGGCGCCAUCUUCCUGCACAACGUCACCUUCAGCGACGCGGGCACGUUCCGCUGCACCUUCCACCGCACGCUCUUCCUGCCGCUGGCCGACGAGGACGUCACCGUGGAGAAGGAGGUGCAGCUCUCGGUGGUGGCUGAAGCCACUCGCGAGCUGACGUCCGUGGUGUCGGAGAUCAUGAUGUAUGUGCUGAUCGUGCUGCUGCAGCUCUGGCUCAUCCUGGUUCUGAUCUACUGCUACAAGAAGACGUGGGACGAGCACGAGGGACGCGAGAACCGCAAAGCCCUCAAAGCCCAGGAGGCGAUGUUGAAGGCGGCAGAAAACUGUGACGGCGUUCAGCUGGAGUAGCAGCAGCGUCGCUGCCUCGACCGCGACGGCUUCAGGAAAACGGGACAAACUCUGUGUUUUUAACGGGUUCGUCUCAAACCCAAGUCUCAUGUAAAGUCUGACGGAGCACGACGACUAGAAAACUACGGAAGAAUGGAAGAAUGGAUGGAAGGAAGAAUGGAAGGAUGGAUGGAAGGAAGGAUGGAAGGAUUGAUGAAGGGAGGAGGGAAGGAAGGAGGGUUUUUAAUAAUGUUGUGCGAUGCUGUGUGUGCAUGUGUGUCCAUUUAAUUUUCAAUAAAUAACAAACUCAGAAAGGAAAAAUGAAAACAGUUUAUAUAUAUAUAUAUAUAUAUUUACACAUUUGUGAAACACGCCAUCAGAUGUUAAAGAUGAAGUCGAGGGGGAGACAGAGGAUCGACGUUAACUGGUUUAACAUGAAAACAGGAAGAGAGACGAGAGGAGGAAACAAAAAGUGUGAGAAUAAAACCGCAUGAACUCAUCUCUGAGAAAAGAGGAACCUGUGGACUGAGAUUCACCACGACUCCGCGCAGCUAAAACAUAGACCGUAUAUAAAGUGAAGCUAAAGCUAGUAGAGCUCCCCCUGGUGGCUGGCUACAGUAUAGGUCAUAAGCCCCACCCCUUCCAGGUCAGUGGGCGGGGCUUGGGCCAAAAUAAAACACUAAAUUACACAUGACAUAUUUAGUUUUUACAAGGAUUGUUGAAUGUUGUUCAUCCAUAUUUAAACACAGUCUAAAAAACUGACAGAAAUACAAUCAUUAAAGUAAUUUAACAUGUAUGAAGAUUUAUGUCUUUACUGAUUUAAUGCAUUUUUUUUUAUUUUUUUUUAUUCCAUGAGACAUUUUAUUCAUUAACAGGAAGUCAGGACUCUCAUCUGUCCCUCAGAGACAAUAAAUCAGGUCCCAUUUUAAAA
Molecule: messenger RNA, 1748 nt
Organism: Mugil cephalus (flathead mullet)
Lineage: Eukaryota; Metazoa; Chordata; Actinopteri; Mugiliformes; Mugilidae
Exons: 5
Coding region: 197-838 (213 amino acids)
Biological process (GO): sodium ion transport; regulation of heart rate by cardiac conduction; cardiac muscle cell action potential involved in contraction
Cellular component (GO): voltage-gated sodium channel complex
Molecular function (GO): sodium channel regulator activity
Source: RefSeq, a predicted model, not a curated record